CAGGCAGCCUAUAAAUAUCCUUUCAGAUCUGCUUCAGCAAAGCUUUCACGUUUUCAUCAUCUCUCUUUUUGUCAAACCCUAACCUUACCCUCCACCCAAACCCAGCCACCGCGCCGCCGCUCCUCCAGUGAUAACCACAGCCACCGUCUCCUACCUCUCUGAAACAAAAGGGAAUAAAAGAGAAAAUCAGAAUUUUAGGUUAAUUGUUCAAUAUUUUCCUUUUCUAAUUGGACCUUUUCCGGCUAUCUUCUCUCAUUCAAGAAUCAGAACAACUACAAUGGACCUCAAAAAAUCAGGAAGGUGCCAAGAAGAUGUUGCACUCACCCUCACAAAGCAUUUAUUUUUAAAACAAGAUUCUCAGCAAAAAAACCUCGUCUUUUCGCCCUUGUCUCUCUUUGUUGUUCUUAGCGUCAUGGCAGCUGGAUCAGAAGGCUAUGCUCUUGACGAACUUCUUACCUUCCUUCAAUUUGACUCCAUCCACAAUCUAAUGUCAUUCUUCUCUCAGCUCGUCUCCCCUGCUUUGUUCUCUGACGAUCGUAUGUGUUUUAUCAAUGGAAUGUGGGCUGAUGAAUCACUUCCCCUUUCUCAUUCUUUUAAACAACUUGUGGCCACUCAUUACAACACCACUUUGGCUUCGGUUGAUUUUAAGACUAAGGGUGAUCAAGUGUGUCAUGAAGUUAAUUUGUGGGUUGAGAAAGAGACGAAUGGCCUUAUCACAAAGCUUCUUCAUCCUAGUAUGGUAAGCAAAUUACCCACAGGGCUUGUCUUUGCAAAUGCAAUGUGCUUCAAAGGUGUGUGGAAACACAAGUUUAUGGAUACAGCUUUCCAGCAUAGUUUUCACCUCUUCAAUGGCACCAAAGUCAUUGCUCCCUUCAUGGUUAGCAAGCAGAGGGAGCACUUUAUUGGUAUUUUUGAUGGUUUCAAAGUCCUCCGUCUUUCUUAUAGACAAGGCAGGGAUAAAACUCGUCGGUUCUCCAUGUAUAUUUUCCUUCCAGAUGCAAAAGAUGGACUUUUGGCAUUAAUUGAAAAGCUAGCUUCAGAAUCUGAUUUUUUGAAAGACAAGUUUCCUCGGCGAAAAGUGGAAGUACGUCAAUUUACUAUUCCAAAAUUCAAGAUUUCUUUUUCAUUUGAAGCUUCUAAUGUUCUGCACGAGUUGGGAAUGAGUUCACCUUUCUUUCUAACAAAAGUGGUAGAGGGAAUGAACCCUCCUUUGGGCGUGGAAAGCAUAAAUCACAAUGCUUUCGUUGAGGUAAAUGAGAAAGGCACCAUAGCUUCAGCAAACACUGUUAUGGUGGCAUUAAGAGGUAGUCGUCGUGCCACUCCUACGGACUUUGUAGCUGACCAUCCUUUCCUCUUCUUAAUCAGAGAAGAUUUCAGUGGAACAAUUCUCUUUAUUGGUCAGGUUCUCAAUCCUCUUGAUGGAGCAGAUGAACAUACCACACACAUAUACCGAAGAAAAUGAAGAUGAUGAUGAAAGUUAGCAAUCUCAUUAUCUAAUUAUUAUAUUUUGUGAUUA
This is a messenger RNA of Trifolium pratense (red clover), 1516 nucleotides long. Its product is annotated as serpin-ZX-like. Gene Ontology annotation, molecular function: serine-type endopeptidase inhibitor activity. NCBI's taxonomy places the organism in Eukaryota, Viridiplantae, Streptophyta, Magnoliopsida, Fabales, Fabaceae. The record is from RefSeq and is a predicted model, not a curated record. The coding region runs from base 278 to 1462 and encodes 394 amino acids. The transcript is spliced from 3 exons.